AUGGAGGGCAACCAACCUCAUACUGGAACAUUAUCCCAUGCAGCUCAGCACUUCGCCUACGCACAGUGUUCUACGAACAUUUCUGGAGGAUUGAAAAAUGACCCGACAAGUAAAGUCAGUAGAGAAAUGUUGUUGGUGACACUUCAAAACCUGCAGCACAUCCUGAUCAGGGCUUCAGACUCAGUGGAUUUCACCAGAGCUAUAUUACAAGAUGUGACGCUGGACAAGGCAGUGUUGACUCCUGCCGGCAGUCUGCCAAGAGCCCAUGGGAUAGAGCAGUGUGAGUGCCCACCGCAGUACAAUGCCACAUCCUGCCAAGGACUCCGCCAGAGGAUUCUACCGUUAACAACAACAAGUCAUGGACCAACAUCAUCGGACCAACGUUAUCGGAGAGUCCAAGCCGUGCCAGUGCAACAACCGUUCGGACAUCUGCGACAUUGA
Messenger RNA from Homalodisca vitripennis (glassy-winged sharpshooter), 441 nucleotides. RefSeq names its product laminin subunit alpha-3-like. Bases 1 to 441 code for a protein of 146 amino acids. The transcript has 3 exons. The record is from RefSeq and is a predicted model, not a curated record. NCBI's taxonomy places the organism in Eukaryota, Metazoa, Arthropoda, Insecta, Hemiptera, Cicadellidae.